AUGGCAUCGAGACUAAAACUUGACAAUACUGCGGGCUCAUUGAAGCCCAAAACCGCUGUGACAACGGCCGGGGUAAUGUCUACGGGAACAUCAAGUAAACGGGUACCAUCGACAACCGGAGGGAAUACCUCCGUUUCACCCACGAAGUCGCGCACACCCGACAUAUCCUUAGCACACUCCAGCUUCUCUACACCAGAAAGCUCUCCUGCAAGCCUUUUUGCCAAGGCAAAUCGGUUGUACCAAGAGGCCAAAACCCAAAUAGAGCAGUCGGGAAAUAUAAAAACAUCUAUCAAGGAAACCGUGCUCAGUAAUAUCGCAGGGAUGUAUGAGAUCAUUCUCCGACUUAGUGAGUCAAGACAGACACUCCAGGUACAACUGGAGAAGUCUCGAGCAGAAAAUGCAGCGACAUUGUUAAAGCACGAGAGGGAACAUGCGGAGCAACUAUCUGAAGCGAGGAAACAUAGUUCAUUACCCUCAACUGCAGCGUCUCCACCAAUCGAGCUAAUGAAGGAGCUUAUAGAAAAUUUACGAGACCAUACAAAAACAGUUGUGGAAUGCCAAAAACAUACAAUAACACUCACCGAACAACUUAAGCAACCUCCACAGAAUAACAUCUCGGAACGAACAUAUGCACAAGCAGUAGGUACUUCAAAACAUCAACAGAAUGCAAUUAAAGAAGAAAUCGCCAAAAUGUCGUUUCCUCCAUUACAAGUUAAAUCUUAUGCUAGCGUCGCUUCAACCCCUUUUUUCAAACAAACUCAACAAUCCGUCACUCCAGCAACUAAGCCAGCUAUAAUAUUAACACCAACAACAACUGUCAAUUCCAGAGAGGAAAUCAUGGAGUCUUGGCGUAAAAGCAUAUGUUUAAAAAAACUAACUAUGCACCUUCUAAAUUAA
Parnassius apollo (apollo) is the source of this 897-nucleotide messenger RNA. NCBI's taxonomy places the organism in Eukaryota, Metazoa, Arthropoda, Insecta, Lepidoptera, Papilionidae. The record is from the annotation of a GenBank genome assembly.